Messenger RNA from Trypanosoma conorhini, 3720 nucleotides. RefSeq names its product intraflagellar transport 122-like protein. Lineage: Eukaryota; Euglenozoa; Kinetoplastea; Trypanosomatida; Trypanosomatidae. The record is from RefSeq and is a predicted model, not a curated record. The transcript has a single exon. Bases 1 to 3720 code for a protein of 1239 amino acids. Gene Ontology annotation, molecular function: protein binding. Gene Ontology annotation, biological process: intraciliary retrograde transport; protein localization to cilium; non-motile cilium assembly. Gene Ontology annotation, cellular component: intraciliary transport particle A; non-motile cilium.
AUGCGUACUACAGUGAAGUGGUCAGAGAUGCCGUCCGGUGGGGACGGCGAGUCUCCCCCCAUUUACAGUCUCUGUUACAGUCCAACCGCAGACAACAUUAUGGUUGCUUCCGGAGUUCGGGUGUUGAUCUACGACGCCAGCAUGGGAUCUGUCUUACGCUCCCUUAAAGGGCAUACUGACACGGUGUACUGUGUUGCUUGUUCCCAUGACGGCAAGUCCUUGGCAAGUGGAGGGGCGGAUAAGACUGUUAUUCUCUGGAAUAACAAGUGGGAGGGUGUGUUAAAGUAUCAGCACAAGGAAUCUGUGCAGGCCCUGGCCUACAAUCCCUCAACUGGGCAGCUUGUUUCUGUAGCGAGCUCCGACUAUGGGGUUUGGUCCCCAGACCAGGCGAAGGUAGGGAAAAACACGCUGCCAUCUAAAGGACUUUGUGCCGCUUGGUCUCGAGAUGGAGAAUCGUUGGCUAUCGGGCUUUUCGACGGCACUGUUCUCUUGAUUUCUCCGUCCGCCUCGGAGAGGGUGGUGAUUAAACGCACCGCCCCUGUCUGGACACUCGCGUUUUCGCCCAUAACCGAAAACGGUUUGGACGUCCUCGUUGUGGGAUCGUGGGAUAGACGACUUUCUUUCUACAACACCCAGGGGAAUUCCAUAAGCAAAGAGAAGGAACUUCCGUGUGACCCUUGUUGUAUCUCCUUUUACGGAAAAGGUAGCUUCCUGCUGGUGAGUGGGAGCGACCACAAGGUGACACUCUACACAAAGGACGGUAACAUGCUUGUUAAUGUGGUCAAUGCCAAUGACUGGAUAUGGUCGGUGCAUCAGCGCCCGGGCAGCCCGCAAGUUUGCUGCGGAACAAAUGACGGCAACCUCAGCGCCAUUGAAAUUGCUGUGCCCACCGUGCACAGCAUCUACCAUGAUCAGUAUGUUUACCGUGACAAGAUGACUGACAUCGUCGUCCAUCAGCUAACACUAGAGAGGAAGAUACGUAUUCCUUGCAAUGACUACGUUCGCAAGCUGGCUAUGUACAGAGAUCGUCUUGCAGUACAGCUUCAAGAUAGAAUUGUCGUGUUUGAACUUUACUACGAUGACGAAAGGCAACUACGGUUUCAGGAUAUUGCACAUGUUGGAAAAAAGCUGGAGUGCAAUCUCCUCUGUGUAACAUUCAACGCCGUCCUUGUAUGCUUUGAGCGGCGACUAACCAUGUAUGACUUUCAAGGCAAUAAGCGCAGAGAGUGGGCCUUUGAAACUCCUGUUCGCUACAUAAGAGUGGUUGGCGGCGCAGAAGGAAAAGAAGUUCUUUUAGUUGGACUAAAAAAUGGGGCGGCGUUACGCGUUUCCAUCGACAAUCCUUUCCCCACAACAUUGGUGAAGAUCAACAGUCCUAUUCGCUGCCUCGACGUUAGCUGCAUGCGCGGCAAACUGGCUGUGGUUGACGAAAACGAGUUACUGCAGGUAUUCGACCUUCGAAAAGAAAACGAGGUGUUGUUCACAGAAACCGGCGUGCUGGCCGUCGCAUGUAACACGGAAUAUGAUGACAUGAUUAGCUACACCACAUCGGUCAACAUGUUGAACAUUAAAACAGGUUCCCUCCCUCCCUAUCAGCAGAAGAUACCAGGAUUUGUCGUAGGUUUCAAGGCCAAUCGCGUCUUUAAUCUUAACUCCACAGUGAUUGACGUGGUGGAGGUGCCGCACUCGCAUGCCCUCUAUCGCUACGUGGAGAAGAAGGACUUUGAUUCUGCCUAUCGUAUUGCGUGCCUCGGUGUCACAGAAGGGGAUUGGAAGAUGCUUGGGAUGCAUGCCAUGACACAACUACGGUUGGACAUCGCACGGAGGGCAUUUAUUCGGAUUCAUGAAGUGAAGUUUGUUGAAUUGCUUAAUCGGUUGGAGUUGGAGCGGCGUCAAGGCACUGCUAAGGAGAAUUCCGAAAAUGACGCUCUUCUUAUGGGAGACAUUAUGGCAUACCAGGGCAGGUAUCAGGAGGCGGCAAGGUACUUCCUGAGAGCGGGACAAGAGAAUAAGGCCAUUGAAAUGUUCUGUGACUUAAAAAUGUGGAAGGAAGCCAAAAAAAUUUGCAGCAACGAAAAAUACUUGAAGGAGUUGAUUUUUCAGCAGGCUCGGUGGGCGGAGGAUUCCCAGAAUUACAUCGAGGCUGCAUCCUUGUAUCAAGCCUGUGGGGACGCAGGAAAAGCAAUUGCCAUGACGCGUUUAGCGGGUCAGCUUGACAAGUUAAUGGAAAUGUGUAGAGCACUGCCGCGCUCGGAAGUGGCUCUCAUCACAGAAUGUGCUGAAUACUUCAGGAAACAUGACGCAAAACAGUACGCAUUGGAAGCAUACGAAAGGGUGGGAGAUAUUCGCUCCGUUAUCGCUCUUCAUGUGGGGGUGCAGGAGUGGAGAGAGGCGUUUGCCUUUCUUGAGCGUUACCCCUCGUACAUCCGUGAGGUGUAUGUCCCAUGGGCGACUUGGUUGGCGGAAAAUGGCAAAUUUGAGGAGGCCCUCGAGGCGUAUCGACUAGCCAAGUGGCCGAGGGAGGCAGUUCGUGUGACGGAAGCACUUGCAGCGAAUAGCGUGGUGUGUCGCAAGUUUCGUGAUGCUGCCUUUUAUUACAUGCAUCUUGCCAGGGAGUGGGGGGUGUUGGAGGAUGGCCAACAACUGACAGAGGCGCAGUGGGCAAAGCGAAUGCAGCUUAGCGCGGAAUGUGUCCGUCGGGCUGAUAUUUACUAUGCCUAUCACUUUGUCUAUACCUACGCAACGCAGCCGUUUCCGUACGACGAAGUGGUACUGUUCAAUUUAUCCAAGUAUGUGGUGUCGGUGCUGAGCGGCGCUGUUGUUCCGUUGAAUGUGGGGAAAGGCGAAGUGCUCUACACGCUCGCGCGUGUUGCAAAUCAACUGAACAUGACCCGCAUAUCGCGUGUGGCGCUUGAACUGCUUCAGGCUGUUGUUCUUCCCAUAAAGGUCACGGAGCAGGUUGAUGUGGAUAGUCUGUUGAUACGCAGCAAGGCCUACACGGACAGGGAAGAUCUUCAAGACGUAUGCUUCCGCUGCAAGCAGGCUGUGCCGCAACUCACGAAUCCGGGCGAUCGGUGCCCAAACUGUGCCCAUCCUUUUGUCCGCUCCUUUGUAAAUUUUCAUGCUCUUCCCCUCGUGGAGUUUACCUUGUCGAACGAGCUCGGCGAUGCGGAGGCAGAGCGCAUUAUUCUGGCUGGUUCAGGGCGCAAGGCGGCGGAAGCAAACAACGAGAACGGGUAUAGAAAUGACAGUGGGUGGAAAGCGGACACCGGCGCCGAUGUGAUUACGUUUGCUGAGGAAGAGGACAACAUAGAUGCCAUGAUAGAUCAGCAAAUGACUGCCAUGGGACGCGCGUCCGCCACUGGGCGAGAUCCGUUUCAAGCGCAAUUGGCAUACGUCACACGACCCGGCAGACCAAACGCCGAGUACCAGCCGUUUGUUGCGAACGCUGAGAUGCUUCGUCGGAUGCGUCGCGAUGAAGUGUUUAUCGUAAAGGCUGGCUUUGGAACACUUCCAAUGCAAAACAAAUACUACCGCGUGAUGAACCGCAGUGUGGGCAUCGUCCUUUGCCCGGGGUGUCAACACUUCUUCACGGAAGACGAAUACGAGUAUGAAUGCAUGAAGGGAAGUGGGUGUCCGCUGUGUCGUCAUAGGAUGGGGCGGCAAACGCAGCGCUCAGUAAAGCGGAUGCUUUACGAUAUUCUGGACAGUGAAAAAUAG